GAGGGGGCGGAGGGUUGCGCUUGGUGACGGGAGGACGCGAGCGGCUCCGGGCUCCUCUGUCAGGGGGACGAGGACGAGGAGGAGAAGGAGGAGGAGGAGAAGAAAAAGAAAAAGAAAAAGGAGGCGGUGUUGGCGGCCGAGGCGGGCCGGGCCGAGGACAGCAUGAGGGCAUGAGGGGCAAGGGCGUCGUGGGCGGGGGCGGCGGCCAGGCCCACCCCAGCCCGCACCCCCAGGCCCACACCCGCCCCAACCACAACCCCAACCCCAACGCCGCCGCACUCCGGACACACACAACCGACAACAACAUGGCGGAGAGCCCAUCACCCGCCCAUCUGAUGGAGUCCUGAUGAUGAGUCUGUAACAUCCCAUUCGCUUUGGUGGCAACAGACUGCGAUGUCCCAAACACAGGAUUACGAUUGCAGGAGUCAUAAUGCUGAAGGGCAGGAUCCCAGGAGUACCGGAUCAAGUACCAGGCUGGAAUGGGUAGAGAUCAUAGAGCCCCGGACGAGGGAACGCAUGUACGCCAACCUGAUCACCGGGGAGUGCGUCUGGGACCCUCCUGCCGGGGUGAGGAUAAAACGCACCAGUGAGAACCAGUGGUGGGAACUCUUCGACCCCAACACGUCUCGUUUCUAUUAUUACAACGCCACCACCCAGAGGACCGUGUGGCACCGGCCGCAGAACUGCGACAUCAUCCCGCUGGCCAAGCUGCAGACCCUGAAGCAGAACACCGAAUCCCCCAGGGCCUCGACGGAAAACAGCCCCGGACGCAGUAGCAACGUCAGCCGGGAGGGAAGCACCAGCUCCUCCCUGGAGCAAGAGCUAGAAGGCAGCGAAAAGGCCCAGGAGCCGCAGGCGAGAGUCAACCGCCAGUCCGUGCAGUUCGGACCCACGAAAGAAGAAGCGGAGAGUUCUUCACCACCAGGAGUAUUUAUUGAGAAAGACUAUGAGAUUUAUCGGGAUUACAAUGCGGAAGGCCAGCUUCUUCACUACAGGACCUCCUCACUGCGGUGGAAUACGGGCACCAAGGAGCGGAUGCUGAUCAAGGUGACUGACCGGGAACCGAGCUUCCUCCUGCAUCAGGGGAACGGCUAUCCCGCCGACCACCAGCAGGCCACCCGGUCGCGGAGGCCCUCGGGAGGCCAGCAGUCCCCCAGCCUGCAGACGUUCGCCUCCGACACGGACAGCGCCGUCUUCUUUCCCGAGAGGAAGCCGUCGCCCUUCUUGAAGCGAGCGGAGCACGUAGGCAGCUGCUCCCCGCUGCUGGGCCGUGGCGACGCCUUCUGCUCUCCGCUGCAGACGCAGCACCGGAAGCCCUCGGGCGAGUCCCAGCCCUCGUCGCCCCGCUAUGCCUACGAGCCGCCCCUCUACGAGGAGCCCCCCAUGGAGUACCAGGCCCCCAUCUACGACGAGCCCCCCGUAGACAUGCAGUUCGAAGCCGGUGGGAACUACAAGGCCGGCUCCCCGCAGAAGUCACCCAUCCGCAAGCCCCACCCGUUCCUGCAGUCACCCAAGCAGACCUCCAACUCCCCCUACCAGCAGCUGGUUCUGACCAAGCAGAAAUGCCCCGACCGGUUCAUGAGCCUGGAGUACAGCCCGGCGGGGAAGGAGUACGUCAGGCAGCUGGUCUACGUGGAGCAGUCCGGCUCCAGUCCCAAGCUCAAGACGGGCCUGCGGCCCAAGUACUCCCCGAACCCCAUCGGGGGCUCCUACUCCAUGCAGCACAGCCCCUGCCUCAUCAGGGACCAGCGCUUGGAGAUCAAGUCGGGCGACUACAGCAGCAUGGAGGGCUCGGACUUCCGGCACGGUCAGCCCGGCCCCCAGCUCUCGCACGCGGAGGACUCCGUGUCCUGGGCCGGCCAGCAGGACACCAUGUCUUCGACGGGCUACUCCCCCGGCACCAGGAAGAGGAAAAGCAGGAAGCCCUCCCUGUCCCAAGACCCCAACGCCUCGUCCACCGACGGCUCGGGGGACCGAGACCUGCUCGGCGAGCAGCUCGUGGCCGACGAGCGGGCCCCGCCCGGCCCGAACCGGCCCCAGAUGAGCCGCACGGAGAGCAAGUCGAUCGAGGCGGAGAUGGUCCGGGGCUUCCCCGAGCCCUUCCUGGCCCAGGCCAGGCUGGCGUGGGAGGCCCAGCAGGCCCACUACCAUAUGAAGCAGCGGAGCAGCUGGGAUUCCCAGAAGGACGGCUCGGGCUACGAGAGCGACGGAGCCCUGCCCCUGCCCAUGCCCGGCCCGGUGGUCCGGGCUUUCAGCGAAGACGAGGCCUUGGCCCAGCAGGAGAGUAAGCACUGGAAGAGGAAUACCUUUGAGAAGCUGGGAUUUCCUCAGAUCCUGCUGGAGAAAAGCGUCUCCGUCCAGACCAACCUGGCUUCUCCGGAGCCCUACCUACAUCCGUCUCAGUCAGAGGACCUCGGUGCCUGUGCCCAGUUUGAGAGCAGCAGACAGAACCGGAACAUGAUGCCCAGCGCCAGCUGUGUUUUCCCCACUUUCACCCUGCGCAAGCCGUCCUCGGAGACCGACAUCGAGAACUGGGCCUCGAAGCAUUUUAACAAACACACCCAAGGGCUCUUCCGGAGGAAAGUGUCCAUCGCCAACAUGCUGGCCUGGAGCAGCGAGUCCAUCAAGAAACCGAUGAUCAUGACGAGCGACCGCAACGUGAAGAAGGAAGCCUGCGAGAUCUUCAAGCUGAUCCAGAUGUACAUGGGGGACCGCCGGGCCAAGUCCGACCAGCUCAACGUGGCCCUGGAGAUCGCCACCAAGGGCUGGAGCAUGCAGGGCCUCAGAGACGAGCUGUACAUCCAGCUCUGCCGGCAGACGACGGAGAACUUUCGCUACGAGAGCCUGGCUCGAGGCUGGGAGCUCAUGGCCAUCUGCCUGGCCUUCUUCCCGCCGACCCCCAAGUUCCACUCCUACCUGGAAGGGUACAUUUACCGGCACAUGGAUCCAGUCAACGACACCAAAGUGACUCAGCACAUAAAAGAGCUCCUGGAAAGGAACAAUAAGAAGAAAUCCAAAUUGAGAAAGAAACCAAAGCCCUAUAUUGAAGAGCACGAUGGGGUAGCAAUAAGCACAUACGCCAAGUAUUGUUACAACAAGCUCCAGAAGGCAGCCUUGACGGGAGCAAAGAAGGGCCUGAAGAAGCCAAAUAUUGAGGAGAUCCGGCAUGCAAAGAACGCCGUGUUCAGCCCGUCCAUGUUUGGCAGCUCGCUGCAGGAGAUCAUGAAUAUGCAGAAGGAGCGUUACCCCGACCGGCAGCUGCCCUGGGUGCAGACCAGGCUCUCGGAGGAGGUGCUGGCUCUCAACGGUGACCAGACGGAGGGCAUCUUCAGGGUCCCCGGGGACAUCGAUGAGGUCAACGCCCUGAAACUACAGGUAGAUCAGUGGAAGAUCCCCACCGGCCUGGAAGACCCCCACGUCCCCGCCUCCCUGCUGAAGCUGUGGUACCGGGAGCUGGAGGAGCCCCUGAUCCCCCAUGAGUUCUACGAACAGUGCAUCACUCACUACGAGAACCCAGAGGCCGCCAUCGCCGUCAUCCACUCUCUGCCCCGGAUCAAUAAAAUGGUGCUCUGCUACCUCAUCCGCUUCCUCCAGGUCUUCGUCCAGCCCGCCAACGUGGCCAUCACCAAGAUGGAUGUCAACAACCUGGCCAUGGUGAUGGCUCCCAACUGCCUACGCUGCCAGUCGGACGACCCGCGGAUCAUCUUUGAGAACACCAGGAAGGAGAUGUCCUUCAUCCGGGUCCUCAUCCAGCACCUGGACACCAGCUUCAUGGAAGGGGUGCUAUAGCGAAGAAGGGGGCAGGCCCACGCCCCGCCCGCACCUCCUCCCCCGCCGGCCCCCACGCCCCACACCGCACAGAGACGCGGCACGGAGGAAAGGGACCGCGCCGGCCGGCCCGUCGCCCGUCCGCCCGCGGCUGGGGCGGCUCUCCCCCGGCCCCUCGGUCAGCCUCCGCCCCAGAGACGUCUCUCCCUUCCGGGUGCCCGUCCCGACCCCGGCCCCUCUCCCCAGAUGGGAAGACUUUCGGCGGGCGCCUGAGCCCUGGCGGGAAAGAGCCCGGCUGACGGGUAGAGGUGGGGCUGGGUUGAGUUCCCAGGGCGGCCCGGGCCCCACGGGUCUGCGUUCGGAUUGGAAAUAAGGAGAGGUAAAGGGUACCACCGGAACGAGGGCGCGGAGACCCCCCCCUCCGACCGGAUCCGGCAGGGAAGGCCUUGGGCUGGGGCCGCUCUCCAGAGCCUGCCAGGUGGUUCGGCCGCUGACGCUCUCAGAACCCUUUGCCGGGCCCUCCGCCCGUAGCGGAGGGAAGCCGGUGCUCUGGAGAAGAUCUCUCGGGGUGGGGGGGGGGAGGCUGAGCCUGUGGCGGAAGGGUGCGGGCCCGGGGCAGGUGACGGAUGGCCUUCCAGAGUCCAUCCGGCCAGGGGGACGUUCAGGCCGCGGGGCGGGCGAGCGUUCGGCGCGGACGUUCCCCGGUUCGUUCCCCUCCGGAAAGCGUCGUCGUGUGAAAAGGGAGCGGGUGAGGUCUCCGGACCCAGCUCCGGGGUUUGCGGCGAGGGAAGGGGGGAGGGAAGGGGGAAGGGGAGGGGGGAGGGGCUGAGGGAAUGUAUUGACCACUGAAAUAAGCAUGACAGGUUAUGAACUCACGAUACCCACACGGGACAGUCGCACCCCUCCCAGGCCCUCCCGGGGGAAAUAGGGGGAAGGCUGAGCCAGGGCAAGGCCCACCGUCCGCCCGGUGUACAGAUUUCUCCACGGUUUUGUGUCGGCCCCGGUCCGCGUCGCGUUCACGCAGCGGGCCGCCCGCUCCCCAGCCCGGCAGCCGCCCAGCGGAAGCUCGCCCGGGCCCGGGAGCGGAGAGGCCGGCUGCCGGGGGAGCCCGCGGGGGUUCGGCCCCCCUCGGCCUCCGGCGGGCCCAGCCCCUCGCGGUUUCAGAGCAGACGGGAUCUAAAUCUAGCCAGAGAUGAUGUCCGAGCAGAAGAAGAGCGAGUCGUCGUCGUCCUCCUCCUCCUCCUCCUCCAGCUUCUGACCCCACUUCCGAGGCUUCCUGGCCAAAGCCGCCCCACGUGUCAAAGCGUCCCUCCGGAUCCGGCUCCGAUUCCUCCGGUCCCGGCCCCCUGUCCCCGGCCCCCUCCCUCUCUUCCUUCCCAGGCUGCUCCAGUCCUCUUUGCCCUCUGCUUGUUUGGCUUUGGACCGCCUCCCUGUCCCCGGGGCCCGCUCCCUGCCCCGCUUCCUCUCCCCUUUGCUCAGCUCUCCAGGUGGGCGCCGGCCGCCGGCUUCCCUUUCUCCUCCCGGGAUCUGCCGGCCGGUGGCCUCUGCCUUCCCGUCCCCAAGUAGCCCCGUGGGGAGAGGCCGGGUGCGGCCGUUAGGGCCCUUCCCCCCCCCCGCCUGGCGGACCCCACCUUGGGCCUGGCCUGUCCAAACUUGCGUCCCAUCCCCCCGAACCCAUCCGCAGCGGGUGCUCUUCCUGCCGUGACAGCUCCAGGCCCCCCGCCCACCGGUCAGGACGGAAGCCCCCCUUCCAAGCCGUGGGACGAGGUGCCCCGGCCACUCUUUUCCCCUCCCCACGCUGACCCUCUGGCUUCUGCCCGAUGUCUCGUGAACUCCUUCCGCUACUGAGAGGGGGCCGCUUCUCGUCUCCCUGCCUCCCUCCUAGGUUCCCGGUCUCCGGGGGCGGUCCGAUCUGGCGGCGGGUGGAGAGGGUGCAGAGCCUCCAAGCCCGGGCAGCUCACCUGGCUCCCUUUGGGCAAUCCCUUUCCCCCAGGCCGGGGCCCGGCGAGUCCUCGGGAGCGGGAGGGAGUCCGGCGUCCAGCCGGGGCCCGGGGAAUCUGCUGCUCGUUUAACCGAAGGGUCCGUUUCCGGCUGCGGCGAUCCUACCUCCCCCUCCCGUCCUAGCCGUACCCUUUCCACCUCAAGUGGCCUUUCCUCUGACCCCAGCUGAGCCUCCUCCCCGCUCCUCCCUCCGCGCUCCGCCUCGCUUCGGCCCCCGGCCUCCCCCCGACCCUCUCCGCCGCGUUGGAGCCACGUGCCCUCUUCGCCGGCGGGACAGACGCCACGGGGGUCUUGAGAGCGAGGCCCCCGGGGCGGGCCGGGAGGCCGCGGCCGUCCGUCGCCAGAGCGGGAGGCCCGAAGCCGCGGCUCGCCGCGGUGCCGUCCCCCGCCCGAACCAAAGUGCUCUGGCCUCUCCCUCCCGCCACCCGGUCUGGUCCGAGGCGCAGAAGCUGGAGUCCACCUGGGAGCCCGGGUCCCCGCCUUGCCCACCCUCUGAGGCCCAGGUAGGACAGGGCGGGCCGGGGGACUCCGGGCCAACCGGAGAGUAGUCCGUGGCAGCGGCAGGGAUGGCUCGGGGGGGUGUCGGGGUAGGGAGGGGAAAGGGAGAAGCCUCGGAGAUUAUUUUUUGUUAGCGGAACUGUAGAUCCAGACUCUAGUCAUCGUCCCAAGCCGGUAAGAAUCUAUGUAUAGAGAUAUAAAUAGAGUGAGAGAGAUAUAAGUACUAAAUUUGCUAAUGAGAUAGUUUUAAUCCAAAUGCUAUUUAUCUCCCCACCGUCGCCCCACCCUCCUCGCCUAGGUAUUGCCCAUCUUUCCUCUCCGCCCUUCUUGGCUUCUGACCAAAAAGCAAACCCGACUUGGGGAGAAGCGCCCUUUCCCCCACCGACCCCGGACGCGGACUCUCCCCGCCCCCUCCCCGGCUAGAGAGAGCCGUGGUCGCCGCAAAGGACUCCCGGGCGUCUCUUCGGGGGCCUCGGGGGGCCUGCCGGGGCAACUCGGGGUUAGUCCCAGAGGUCCCCGGACACCAAAGGAAAUAAUCCACGAGGUCCAGGCGGUGGGCACCGCUCCCCUCCACCCAGGGAGGGUGACCUCUGCCCUUCGGCCUCUGCAGUCAAGGCGAGAGAAGCCAGGAACCUCCCUGCUUAUCCAUCUCGGGAACGAUUUUCUUCCUCUGUGCAUCCCCCUGCACGCGUGAGAGUGGUCGUGCGUGCGUAUGUGUGUGCGUGCCUGUGUGCGUGCGGGCGGGCGCGCGAAUCGAUCCCGGGAUUCCCAGCCGCCCGGGCCCCCGGAGCCCACCGGCCCCAUCCCCCGGGGCGCUGGGGACGAGGGGUGGGCUUCCCCUCGGGGCACCGGCCUCUCUCUCGCUUCGUGGCCACGAGUCACAGGGUGUAUAAAAUUCACAGGCGCGAAGAGGCAGCCGCCUCUCAGCUAGUGCCGGGCCCGGCCGAGCUGCGGUUUCCCUCCCUUCUUGUUUUUAAGACGAAAUGGGGCUUUCUCCCACUUGUACAUUUUUCAAUGUUGGAUUUUUCUGUUGUUCUGGUUGUUGUAAAACUUCAGUUUUUUUUCCUGUUUUUAUAUAUCUAUUUUUUUUAGAAUUGAGUUUUUAUUUAUUAUUAUUAAAAAAAAAAA
This is a messenger RNA of Ornithorhynchus anatinus (platypus), 7395 nucleotides long. RefSeq names its product Rho GTPase activating protein 39 (gene ARHGAP39). The coding region runs from base 394 to 3789 and encodes 1131 amino acids. The record is from RefSeq and is a predicted model, not a curated record. NCBI's taxonomy places the organism in Eukaryota, Metazoa, Chordata, Mammalia, Monotremata, Ornithorhynchidae. Gene Ontology annotation, biological process: signal transduction. Gene Ontology annotation, cellular component: cytoplasm; cytoskeleton. The transcript is spliced from 12 exons. Gene Ontology annotation, molecular function: GTPase activator activity; protein binding.